CCAAGCGUGCCCUGUCCGCGUACAUGUUCUUCGUUCAGGACUGGCGUGAGCGCAUCAAGUCGGAGAACCAGGACGCCGCCUUCGCCGACAUUGGCCGCCUUCUCGGUGCCAAGUGGAAGGAGAUGUCGCCCGCCGAGCGCAAGCCUUACGAGGAGAAGGCACAUGCCGACAAGGACCGCGCUGCCCGGGAGAAGGCCGAUUACAACGCUGCCAACGGCAAGAAGACGAAGAAGUCGGCCCCGAAGGCCGUGAGGUGAGCUCUUUCUCUAUCUCGUUGUGUGCUUGGGAAUCACCAGCUGACCGGCAGUGAGGACGAUGACGACGACGAGAGCGACUAAGCGUCGAGCCCCAUGCGUCAAAUCUCGACUCUUCAUC
Messenger RNA from Cutaneotrichosporon oleaginosum, 375 nucleotides. RefSeq lists its product as uncharacterized. Gene Ontology annotation, molecular function: DNA binding, bending. Lineage: Eukaryota; Fungi; Basidiomycota; Tremellomycetes; Trichosporonales; Trichosporonaceae. The record is from RefSeq and is a predicted model, not a curated record.